Messenger RNA from Colletotrichum truncatum, 1437 nucleotides. RefSeq names its product vacuolar targeting protein. Gene Ontology annotation, molecular function: phosphatidylinositol binding. The record is from RefSeq and is a predicted model, not a curated record. Lineage: Eukaryota; Fungi; Ascomycota; Sordariomycetes; Glomerellales; Glomerellaceae. Gene Ontology annotation, cellular component: phagophore assembly site; early endosome. Gene Ontology annotation, biological process: piecemeal microautophagy of the nucleus; protein transport; reticulophagy.
AUGGCGGUUAUUGACCAACACCACGAUGACUUCUCCAAUGUGUCCUGGCACACGGAGCAAACUGCUGCUGCUGAGAGUUCUAGCUCAGUGACGGCCACAAACCCCGACGAGACCGACCACAACGGACACUCUGCUUUUGACAGCGAAGCACCCGGCUCUGAUGACCGGGAAGUGCUGGAUUGCACCGUCUCCGAACCGCUUAAGGAGAAUGACGGCUCAAAGGAUACCUUUGUGUCCUAUUUGAUUACUACCAAUACUACCUUCCCUACCUUUCAGCGAUCACAUGUGGCAGUCCGCCGGCGGUUUACGGAUUUUGUCUUCUUGUAUAAGGCACUUUGCAGAGAUUAUCCCACCGCCGCAGUUCCUCCCCUUCCCGACAAGCAGCGUAUGGAAUAUGUCAGCGGCAACCGCUUCGGCCCGGACUUCACCAACCGCAGAGCGCAUUCUCUCCAGCGCUUUCUUACCCGUCUCUCCCUCCAUCCGGUCCUCCGUCGUGCCGAUAUCCUCCAUAUUUUCCUCGAGAGUCCUGAUUGGAAUGCUACUAUGCGUAGUCGCAGUACGAGGGGAUCCCAAAGCAGCGAUGCUGGUAGCAGUGGUGUCUUCGACAACCUAACGGACAGUUUCCUAAACGCCUUCACCAAAGCUCAUAAGCACGACAAGCGUUUUGUCGAAGUGCGAGAGAGGAGUGACAGGCUUGACGAGGAUUUGGCCCACAUCGAGAAGGUGGUUGCAAGAGUGGCUCGCCGCGAAAACGACAUUGAGUUGGACUUUAAAGACCUAGCAGAGCAGUUCCAAAAGCUUAUCACACUCGAGCCUGGAGUUGAGAAUGAGGUCAGACAUUUCGCCAACUCGGUCGAGGACACAGCGAUGGGCUUGCGUAAGCUCAAGGACGCCACCGAUCAGGAUUACCUCGGCAGCCUCCGGGAUAUGCAAGCCUACAGUAUGGCGUUGAAGAGCCUCUUAAAGGCGCGAGAGCAGAAACAGGUGGACUACGAGCAGCUAACGGAGUACCUUAACAAGAACACUGCCGAUAGGGACAUGCUCCAGUCCGGGCAUGGAGCCGGCGGCCUUUCAGGCGCCAGCGGCAGACUCAUGCGCAAACUUGAAGACGUACGUGGGGUUGACCACGAACAGUCACGCCGUGACCGUCAACGUAAACUCGAGAUGAGCAUCGACAAGCUUACCACUGAGGCGGAGCGUGCCAAGAAGACAAGCGAGAUGUUUGAUGACGAAGUUGUCAAGGAGGUUAACGAUUUUGAGCGGAUCAAGCGGAUCGAAUUCAAGAAGCAGCUUGGUGGGCUGGCCGACUCCCACAUCGAGUUCUACGACGAGGUAAUUGAGAUCUGGGAGGGGUAUGUUAAGGCAAUGGAGAAGGAGGGUGUAUCAGGCACCCGUAGCACUGGCGUCGAGCCUCCUGGCCGGCGAUUAGUGGAGUAG